Molecule: messenger RNA, 547 nt
Organism: Ornithodoros turicata
Lineage: Eukaryota; Metazoa; Arthropoda; Arachnida; Ixodida; Argasidae
Gene: RpLP1
Product: large ribosomal subunit protein P1-like
Exons: 5
Coding region: 136-486 (116 amino acids)
Biological process (GO): cytoplasmic translation; translational elongation
Cellular component (GO): ribosome; cytosolic large ribosomal subunit
Molecular function (GO): structural constituent of ribosome; ribonucleoprotein complex binding; protein kinase activator activity
Source: RefSeq, a predicted model, not a curated record
GAAAACUUCCUUUUCCUUUUGGACGCCAUUCGGUUUAGAAGUGCAUCGUUCUCCUUCGGGGGCCAAGGCUAAUCCGGCGACGUGCACUGUUAAUUUUGAUCAUCUGUCACAUUCUACACACCACAAGACAUCAACAUGCCUUCCAACGACGAGCUGGCCUGUGUUUACAGCGCUCUUAUCCUCCAGGACGAUGAAAUCGCCGUUACGGCUGAAAAGAUCAAUACCAUCCUCAAAGCUGCUAGCGUUGAUGUGGAGCCCUACUGGCCAAGCCUCUUUGCCAAGGCACUUGAAGGUUUAGACUUAAAGGCCCUCAUCUCUAACGUCGGCUCUGGUGUUGGAUCUGCCGGACCUGCUCCAGCAGCAGCCGCUGGUGGAGCUGCACCAGCUGCUGGCGGCGGUGGCGCAAAGGACGAGCCAAAGAAGGAAGAGAAGAAAGAAGAGUCUGAAGAGGAAGACGAUGACAUGGGCUUUGGUCUCUUCGAUUAAGAGGGCCAAGCACUGUUGUAUUAUAAGACCACUGUUGUUGAAAUAAAACAGCACAAAUGAA